Mugil cephalus (flathead mullet) is the source of this 1557-nucleotide messenger RNA. It is a transcript of the gene acp5b, whose product is annotated as acid phosphatase 5b, tartrate resistant. The record is from RefSeq and is a predicted model, not a curated record. Lineage: Eukaryota; Metazoa; Chordata; Actinopteri; Mugiliformes; Mugilidae. The transcript has 6 exons. Bases 151 to 1128 code for a protein of 325 amino acids. Gene Ontology annotation, biological process: bone resorption. Gene Ontology annotation, molecular function: acid phosphatase activity; ferrous iron binding; ferric iron binding.
GUCCAACAACAAUAACGCUGUGACUCUUGGUCGUGCUGAUCAGCUGAUUUCCUGUUUUUCUCGCCUUGUGUUUGAGGAAGUCAAGUCGAACGAACAGUUUCACUUUCAAACCGCGUGUGAACAGAAAACCGUUUCAGACCAAGAACAAUCAUGGGGAGGAUCAAGUGGGCAGCGCUGGUGUUCUGCUUCCAAAACUGCUGGCUCCUGUUUCAAGCUCUGGAACCAGCUGCUCUGCGGUUCGUCGGGCUCGGGGACUGGGGGGGCAUCCCCAUCCCUCCCUACUACAGCCCUCAUGAGGAGGCCGUGGCUGCAGAGCUGGACCGGCUGGUCCGGUCCGAGGGCGUCGACUUCGUCCUCAGCCUGGGCGACCACUUCUACUUCAGUGGUGUCAAAGACGUGGAAGACCCUCGCUUCAAGCACACGUACGAGCAGGUCUUCUCUGAGCCGUCUCUCCUGGACGUCCCGUGGUACCUGACCGCUGGAAACCACGACCACAGGGGCAACAUCUCGGCUCAGGUGGCUUAUUCAGACGUGUCCCACAGAUGGAACUACCCCAGUCUAUAUUAUGACCUCCACUUUACUGUCCCUCGCUCCAACGUGUCCGUGGACAUCCUGAUGAUUGACACCGUGGUCCUAUGUGGAAACACCUACGAUCAGGUGCAGCCUUCGGGCCCAGAGGAUCCGGACACAGCGGAUCGUCAGUGGGACUGGAUCAGGACUAAACUAGCCAGCAGCUUGGCCGACUACGUGGUGGUGGCCGGUCAUUAUCCCGUGUGGUCCAUUGGACACCAUGGACCUACGUCCUGUCUGGUCAACAAGCUGAGACCUCUCCUGAAAAAAUACAGAGUCUCUGUGUAUUUGUCCGGCCACGAUCAUGAUCUGCAGUUCAUCAGAGAAGAGCGUGGGCCCUCGUACGUGGUGAGUGGGAGUGGGACUGUCAGCGACCCGUCCUCCAGGAACCAGGACUCCAUCCCCCGGUCCUGGCAGCUCUACUCCAGCCCUGUCAACCGCACAGACGGAGGCCUGGCCUACUUCCACAUCACUGAGCGUCAGAUGACGGUCGGCUUCAUGCAGACUGAUGGAAAGUGUGUUUACCAGGCGGAGAUACCGCGACGAGAUACGGCCUGAGACUUUCCACCACUGCAGUCAGAAGAGGAGGUGACAUGUCAUUUAUUUAUUUAUGAUCGUCUCAUUCGUUCAGUUUGUCUGUUAGGAGCUGAUUUCUCCUGGUUGUCUCACCACUUAACACGCUAAAUCUAAAAAUCGAUUCUCAAACCCAAACAUCGAUACCUUGGAUACUUCAGUCACUGGAGGUGAUGUAGGAACUAAACUACUGAACCUGUGGAACAGCUCAGGUUAAACCACAGCACAGAAUACGAGGCGUUUAUGAGGAGGAGAGAACAUUUAUACUUAAACUGUCAUUUAUGUUCAUGCUCUUAUUAUUUCACUUAUUGUGUUGUGUGAUUGUCUUUCUGUUGUUGUAUUAUCUCGGCUUUAUAGUAAAUGAGGCCACUACCUCAACAUACGUCAGAGUUUAAAAUAAAUAAAUGACUGUGG